AUGACGACGAUGCGGCUGCUUGGCGUGGUUGCCGUGCUCGUGGCAGCGUUGGUUGGCUGGAACUGCAGGGACAUCACGACGGCCGAUCUGCCGCUGGUGGUGAAGCAGUGGAAGGCCUCGGGCCACUACUUCCUCUUCGAGGGCGCGGCAGGCCCUCCUCGCGUCAUCUGGCACAAAGUAAUCCACAACCACGGAGCGCCCCAGCGCACGCUCAUAUGCCUGCACGGCUUUCCUACCUCCUCCUUUGAUUGGAUCAAGAUUUUGCCUGCGCUGCAGCACCAAUUCGAUCAGAUCAUCUUGUUCGAUCUUCUUGGGUUUGGGCUCAGCGAGAAGCCCACAAACCACUCGUACACCAUCAUGGAGCAGGCCGACAUCACGGAGGCACUCUUGGCGCACAUGGGCGUGAGUGAGGUGCACGUACUGGCGCACGACUACGGCGAUACUGUAGGACAAGAGCUGCUCGCGCGCCACAACGAACGGGCCAAGGCUGGCGACUCGACACUGUCCCUCAAGUCCAUCUGCUUCCUCAAUGGCGGCCUGUUUCCUGGCUCGCACCGUCCUCGAACCAUCCAGAAAGUGCUGGCGCUGCCCCACAUCGGCACAUUCCUCGGAUACUUUGCCAACUACUGGCUGUUUUGUCGCUCCUUCGUGCCCCUGUUCGGUGAGCACACGGCACCCACUGAGGCCGAGUUCCAGGAGAUGUGGUCUCUGAUCGCGUAUGAAGGAGGCCACCGACUUGCAGGCGCGCUGCUUCACUACAUGGCGGACAGGGUGCAGCAUGAACAGCGAUGGACAGACGCCCUGAAGCAGACGACGGUGCCGAUCCGUCUGAUCAAUGGGCCUGCCGAUCCUGUGAGCGGGAGACACCUUGCAGAACGGUAUCGGCAAGAGGUGCCCCAAGCUGACGUCGUGCUGCUGGCCGACGGCAUUGGGCACUACCCGCAGCUCGAAGCGCCCAGUGAAACUGUGGCUGCCUACACCACCUUCAUCACUGCUUGA
This is a messenger RNA of Acanthamoeba castellanii str. Neff, 999 nucleotides long. RefSeq names its product hydrolase, alpha/beta fold domain containing protein. The record is from RefSeq and is a predicted model, not a curated record. The transcript has 8 exons. Gene Ontology annotation, molecular function: catalytic activity. NCBI's taxonomy places the organism in Eukaryota, Discosea, Longamoebia, Acanthamoebidae. The coding region runs from base 1 to 999 and encodes 332 amino acids.